Anisakis simplex (herring worm) is the source of this 375-nucleotide messenger RNA. The record is from the annotation of a GenBank genome assembly. NCBI's taxonomy places the organism in Eukaryota, Metazoa, Nematoda, Chromadorea, Rhabditida, Anisakidae.
AUUGUUUAUGCUGAUGCGCAACCUCAUCCUGGUCGUUGUCCGCGGUUGAACACGCCACCUCCUGAACCAACUGAUGACAGUUGUCAUUGGGUGGUUAAAGUGGAUUUCCGUGGAUGUCGUUAUUAUUUCGAAGAAUGCUGGAAACCCAACAUGUGUACUGGAAAGAAUGAAAUGCUAUGGAUAUGCUCAUCGGAAUGUCCACCGACAUGUGCUGAAAAAUGGCCUGGCUGUGGAGAGCAGUGUGGAUCUCCGUGCUGCCAAUGUGUUGGAGGCUAUGUGCGUGAUUCCAGCGGAGUUUGUAUUCCGAUACAAAACUGUCCAGAUGAAAGUAAUCUUAUGAUAUAUCACUCCAUUUCACCUCAAAAUGAAAUUUGA